AUUUUGACUCGUUACUCUUUAAAACGGGAUUCGUCAAAAAUCCUAACCAGAUCAAUGAUAAUAUCCUGUGGAAAAACCAACUGCAACGCAUUGCUUGCUGCUCUAAUAAGAGGUCAUUGCAAUUUGGUGGAAAUGGCGUCUGUAGUCAUAUGGUCGUAAAACGCGAGACACCCGCAUAAAUGAAUACAUAACCAAAGUCGAGAUUCCCCCACACCUCGAACCUCGUGUAUUACAGUGUAAUGCGCCAGUCAGCUGGUGGUUCUGUACAAGUUUAGAGUUCCUCGGCACAGUGAAUUAGAAUUAUAAGAAAUGUUUAUAGUUGGUUUAACAGGAGGCAUAGCCACAGGGAAAAGUACGGUGGCCGCUAUAUUCCGAGAAUAUAAUAUACCCGUCAUUGAUGCCGACCAAAUUGCGAGAAAAGUUGUCGAACCAGGGAGACGAGCAUGGCACAAGAUUCGAAAAGAAUUCGGUCCUGAAGUAUUCUAUGAGUCUGGACAGCUCGAUAGAACCAAAUUGGGUGAUUUGAUAUUCAACGAUGUCGAAUUAAGAAAGAAAUUAAAUGCCAUAACACAUCCAGAUAUCUACAGAGAAAUGUGCUGGGAAGCUUUAAAAUGUUUACUGCGUGGUUAUCCAUUCAUAGUGAUGGAUUUACCAUUGCUAUUUGAGACGGGUCACAUGCUCAAUUAUCUGCACAAAAUAAUAGUAGUCACAUGCGAGGAAGAUCUUCAGCUACAGCGUUUAAUGGAACGGUCAGGCUUCACGGAAGCCAAAGCAAAGCUACGAAUCGAGGCUCAAAUGUCCUUAGAUAAAAAGGCAGAGAUGUCGAAUUUCGUUAUUGAGAAUUCAGGCAGCGACAGGGAUACCAGGGAACAAGUUAUCAAAAUAAUAAAUGUUUUAAAAUGUUCCAAACACCACUGGAAACUCAGGUUUAUUGCAGGAAUUUGCUGUACCAUGUUCUUGGCUGGUGCUUAUUGGAUCAAAACAAAAUCAAAUAAGCCAUUGGCUGUAUUGUGAUGAGCGUCUAGUAACUACGUUUGUUUUAAUCCAAGCAUACGAACUUUAAUAAGUGUUAAUAGGCGAAUCUGGUAGUUGACAACACAAAUAUGCUCUACUAUUAAUUACAGUUGUCAAAAAGCCGCAAUCAAUAGUAAAAUACCAAUCCGCGUCUAUGGUAAAAAAGUAUAUUUCAAGUACUAGCACAUCACACAAUAAGUUUUCAGCAUAAAUGUUUACAAUAUAUCACGGCACGUGCAUCCAUCUCAUAAUUAUUGAUAUGUUUCCUGGUAAACUUUUUGGCUAGCAUAAUAUGACCAAAUCGACAGAGGUGGAAUGGUCAGGAUGUUUAAACGACGUGCUGCUUGUUUGUAAAUACAAUUUAUUUAUUGAAAAUCAAUUUGACUCGGUGAGAGGGAAUAUUGGUUGUAUUGAUACAUUAUUAAUAGCUAAUAGUUUCGUAUGUGAUUUAGUAUUCGGUUGUAUUUUAUAUAGAUAUUGGUUGCCAAAAUAUGUACAUCGUAUACAUAACUAAUAAGCCCAUUCCAAUAUUCAUCCACACUGUAUGUAUAUUAAUUAUACAAGUAUAUCCAAUGUAAAUUCCUACGGUUAAAAGAAAA
This is a messenger RNA of Neodiprion virginianus, 1613 nucleotides long. RefSeq names its product dephospho-CoA kinase (gene Dpck). Gene Ontology annotation, molecular function: ATP binding; dephospho-CoA kinase activity. Lineage: Eukaryota; Metazoa; Arthropoda; Insecta; Hymenoptera; Diprionidae. Gene Ontology annotation, biological process: coenzyme A biosynthetic process. The record is from RefSeq and is a predicted model, not a curated record. Bases 310 to 1014 code for a protein of 234 amino acids. The transcript is spliced from 3 exons.